GCAUGGUGUAGAGACUGAAUUCAUUACACCAUGCCUACUAUUUCUAAAGGGAGCAUGUAAAUGCUCUGCGUGCCAUAUCAUGCCAUAGCAAGGGCUUGUUCUUCCUAAUAGAGAUGGCUAUAUAAGCAGGCAUUUUCAGAAUUCAAUGUCAUUUUUUGCAUGGUUAGUUAAUAGCUCACUUCAAAACCAGCAUUGGUUCUAUUGUUAUUAUGAUUAUUUUAAAAAAGAAUUAAGCGGAUGCUGCUUCCAGUUGGUGUCAUUCUUUGCCUUGGCUGCUCUUUAAAUAAUGAAUGCUGUAUUGCUAAUUAAUGGCAAUAUCAAAUUAAACCCUUCGAAACUGACGUGUUUCUUAUAAAGCCCGUGCAAUCUAUUUUUAACUCUUACUGCGUAAGAGGUGUGCAUAGGGCUUUGGUUGUUGAGUUUUUCUUUUCAGCAAGGGCAAUCAUCCUGGGCUGAUGUUCAAGCAGAUGUGACAAGGGGCCUUUGCAGUCAGUGGUCAUCUUCAAGCCUUGAACCUUCAGAAAAGGAGAGGAAAGUCCUGUGCUGCAGCUUUAAAAACAAACUAGCACCUUUUCAUCACCACCUUGGAUGAGAAGAUCUCUCUGCAUUCCACAUCUCUCCUUCCCAUUGAUAAACUCAGCUAUCUUGGUCACAGUCGGUUCAAGCAAGGUGUUUUUUAAAACAGCUUCUUUUUUCCUUUAGGGAAAAAAAUUUUUUUUAGUAGUCAAGCUUUCACGAUCUCUUCUCCAUUGCUUUAAACAAGAAUUGCUGAAUGCACUGCCAUGUUAAGACUUAAUUAAACCACAUAAACAGAUGACCAUCAUGUCCCAUUUCAAGGAUCUCAAAGAUGACUUCCACAGUGACACCGUCCUUUCCAUAUUAAAUGAACAACGCAUUCGGGGCAUUUUAUGUGAUGUCACCAUAAUUGUAGAAGACACCAAAUUCAAAGCCCAUAGUAAUGUCCUGGCUGCUUCAAGCCUUUAUUUCAAAAAUAUAUUUUGGAGUCAUACCAUCUGCAUUUCUGGACAUGUGUUGGAACUAGAUGGCCUCAAGGCUGAAGUAUUCACAGAAAUACUUAAUUACAUCUACAGUUCUACAGUAAUUGUUAAAAAACAAGAGUCUGUUGUGGAUCUUGCAGCUGCUGGCAAAAAAUUGGGAAUAUCUUUUUUAGAAGAUCUUACAGAAAAGAGCCUUUCCGGUUCCUCUUGUCUGUAUUCAUUUUGCAAUACUGAAAAAAAUGAUGUGAAAGAAGAAAAAAGACAGGAAGACUCAGCCGUUACAAAUGGACCAAGAAUCACGAAUGCAUACUCAAUUUUUGAAACUGAAAAUAGUAAUAAUUUGUUUUCUCCUCUUGACCUGAGGGCAAGUUUUAAAAAAACGCCUGAAACAAAUAAAGCAUCCAAUAGCGAUCUGGACAGGACUGAUGCAUGCAAAGAGGUUGAGAGAGCCAGCACAUUAGCGGAACAUUCCUAUGCUGUUACAACAGGUUGCAAUGCUUUGCAACAAAAUUCUUUUUAUUAUGAAAACACUCCACUUUAUAAAACUGGUGAAGAUUGUUCUGAAACUGCCGAGUCAGUGCCUCUAGUUAAAUUAGCAACACAGUCAUAUAAUGCACCAAAGGCUAGAUUUAACUCCCAGAUCACAGAUGCUCCUACUGUAAAGACAUCAACCCACCAGGGAAGCAGUUCAGCGGCUCCCCAUAAAGUCAUUAAUGACCUCAGCCAUUCUUUUCAAAAAUCUCAGCUGAAUAAAACCAAUAUUCUCUCUUCGAAGGAAGAUGAAAAUAAAUCUGAUAACCUUUCUGGAUCAAUAGCCACGGACAUUCCACACCCUUAUAACUGCAAUUGUUGUACUAAAUCAUUUAAUGAUAAAACUCAGUUAAGCGUUCUUCAUUCACAAUCUCAAGAGACUUCAGUUUGCAAAUAUUGUAGCAAACAGUUUGAAAAUAUUGCUGGACUAGAGACUCAUGAACAAGCAUGUAGGGGUCCGAACAAUUUUUGUGCUGAAAAUGAACAGAAUAGUCUGGAUAAUUUUGUUCCUUCAAAUGAAAAAAUUGGCACCUCGUAUGUAAGCCCGGAGCCCACAGAAACUGAAAAUGAGUUUACUGAUUAUCCUGCCACAAAUGGCGCAAUGCCAGAAACAGACCAUUUUGUUAAAGUUGUUGGUGGACAGAUACUAUAUACUUGCAGUGUUUGUAAACGUACCUAUGUUACCUUGUCCAGCCUCCGAAGACAUUCAAAUGUUCAUUCUUGGAGAAGAACUUAUCCUUGCCAUUAUUGCAACAAAGUCUUUGCAUUAGCAGAGUACCGUACCAGACAUGAAAUUUGGCACACAGGUGAAAGGCGAUACCAAUGUAUCUUCUGUCUUGAGACCUUUAUGACAUACUAUAUACUCAAGAACCAUCAGAAAUCUUUUCAUGCAAUUGAUCACCGACUUGGUGUAAACAAGAAAACAGCUAAUGGUGGCUUGAAACCAAAUGUAUAUCCUUACAAACUUUACAGGCUUUUGCCUAUGAAAUGUAAAAGGGCACCAUAUAAGAGUUAUGGAAACUCAUCAUAUGAAAGUGUACAAGUUAAUGAAGUUCCAUCUAGCACCUGUAUUAUUCAGAAUACUGUCACUUCUGAACUGGCAUCCUUGAAUUUUGAACACAGUAUGUUGCCAAGUUCCAGCAUUUCUUUGGAUAACUCUCCAUGUGGUGAUGCUACAGCAACCUCUGAAAAUCCUCCAAAUGUUUCUUCCUGGAAAAUGUCAUCAAGGACAGAUAUUAAUAAUACUCCCACUAACAGAAGGACAUUAUCUUCUGUUGAGGAUUCUGGUCCUCAGGAAUAUGAUUCCUCUAAUCAAACAAUUAGUAAUAGCAAUUCCCAUGAGAAUUCAACCUCUGUUAUUAGCUAUAACAAUUCAGCAUCUUCAGUUAUAGUUCAUAGUGGAAGAGUUUCAUCUGUGAUAAUGCACAGUAAUGCUGUCAAGGCAGUAGGAAAAAGUGAUAAGGGAACUUCAGAUAUUGCAAUCAGUCAAGGAGCCAGCAAUGAUCUUAUACAUGAGUCAGACAAUGGCAAUAGUAGAACAAAAACCAAUAAAGAAAAGAAAAAGAUGCCUCUAUAUGACAGAGAAGCAACUUCAAAGGAGGUAAAAUAUACAACGAAUACAGGGAUAGCUUCUAACACAUCUACACAUAUCUUUGAGACUUCAAGCAAGACUGAAACUUAUAUCGCAAAACCUGCACUGCCAGGAACAUCUGCUGACAGCAACGUUGCUCCACUUUGUCAAAUAACAGUUAAAAUUGGAAAUGAAGCUAUUGUGAAAAGACAUAUUUUGGGGUCCAAAUUGUUUUACAAAAAAGGCAGAAGAUCUAAAUAUGAAUCCAAAGACGAUCAGACAGUUCAGGUUGCAGAACGGGAAAAGAGAAGCCUGUCUCGAGUCUGUCCAUCAGACUACAUUGAAAGUGAAAUGGGCGAUGAUAUCAGUGACCAUGACUCUAAUGAUAAACCUUGGCGGCCAUAUUACAAUUACAAACCAAAAAAGAAAUCUAAACAACUAAGAAAAAUGAGAAAAGCAAAAUGGAGAGAGAAAUACAGGAGCAGAAAUUCCUGUCAGGAAAGCGAGAAGACCUAUGUCACCACUUAUGCUCUUAGGAAUAUUCCUGAAGAGAAGGUCUGUAAUCAAGAAGAGAAAAUGCCAGAUCUUAACUGUAAGCUCUGUGAAAGGGAGAACACAUCUACAGAAAUAUCCCAUGAUCACUCACCCCGGGAGACCACAGAGUCUGAGUCUUUCACUUGUGAUUUAUGCCAAAAGCAUUUCCAGAGCUCUUCCACCCUAAGGAUGCACAAGCGGUGUCAUACGGGGGAGAAACCCUACUUUUGCAAAACCUGCGGGAAAAGUUUCUCCAUCUCCAGCAAUUUACAGAAGCAUGAACGCACCCAUUCUGCUGUCAAGGAUUUCAUCUGUCAACACUGUAACAAAGCAUUCAGCCUCAACGAAACACUCAAAAUACACGAGAGAAUCCAUACAGGAGAAAAGCGCUACCACUGUCAGUUUUGUUUUCAGAGCUUCUUAUAUCUUUCCACCAAAAGGAAUCAUGAGCAAAGGCAUAAGCGUGAGCACACUGGGAAAGGCUACGCGUGUUUUCAGUGCCCCAAGAUUUGUAAGACGGCAGCUGCUCUUGGGAUGCACCAGAAGAAGCAUUUGUUUAAACCACCCAAGCAAGAGGACAGAAAAGAUUGUUUGUUUAAUGAAAGCUCAAAAUCGUAUAAAAGUCAACAUGUCUUUGAUUCAGAGAAACAGGAAACAGCUAAACCUCUGCUAACUAAACACAUAACUGAUGCAGAGGGUUACAAAGCCAGUAAUAUUCAGAAUGCCACAUUGGAUGUUGGACUCUGAGUAAGAAAAGGGUGUGGCAAGAAAGAAAAGAGAGAGAUGAAAGGCCAUAGAUGCAAGUAAUUAAUGCAAGAAAUAAAUAAAUAAAUCCCAAUUUACAGAAGUUCUUAAAACUUGAGAUAUAUAUUUUUCACAUAAAUAUAUUGCAUACUUUACAUUUUAAAUGUGCCAUACAAAGCAAAAUUUGGAAACUAUAAUGAAGCUGAUAAAGCCUAAAAAAGUAUAAGGAGAUAUUAAUAUCACUCAGAAGAAAGUUUAUGUAGAAAAGAAUACGCUUAACUGAAAUGUUUAAAAGGAUAUUAUAAAGAAUUUAGUUGAAUUCAAAAUAUAACUUGUUAAUGAUAUCUAUCAUUUUGGGCAACUAAAAAAUGAGUGAUAUCCAUUCAGAACAUAGUAGGGUUAAAGUGUUUUCUGCUAGAAGAAAAUACAUUAUAUCUUCCUAACUAGAAUUUGUUCAAAGAUCAACACUGUUCUAAAAUUUUAAUUUAGCCCUAGUUUAAUGUGUACACAAUAAGUAUCUGGUUAAGAUUCUAGCAUUUGUUAUUUGAGUAGUCCACUCACCCAUUCUGAAGUCUGAAUAUGCUGUUAUAAAACAAUUUUGUAAGAGGUUAUGAUUGGUUCGUCACACAAUCAGUCAGAUGUAUUAUUAUAAUAAAUAUUUAUAUUCUUAACAUGUACCACAAUGUGUCAUGAGCUCAUUAUAUAUUAGUGCUAUCAUCUUUGCAGACUGAUGUGCAAGUGAAGUUUAAAUGAUAGCAUUAUACACAAUUCCUCCAUGAGCAUAGUUAGUUACACACAUGGAAUAAGGUCUCUGUCUUGAAGAGACUUUUCUUACCAUUAGUCUGUGGCUCUACAAGCACCAGAACAUUCAGACUAUCAAUUCAAUUCCCAUGUCUGUCUGCUUUAUACAAUGAUUUCUCCCCAUUGACUUGAUCCAGGCUUGACUUGUCCUCUGAGAAGAAAUAAUUUGCAAGAAUCCAGUACAGGAACAAGUGGCUGGAUAAAAUAUGAAAUUUCUCCAUGGAAUCUUCCUAAAUUUACACCCGAUGUUUCAAAUUUGAUCCUAAAUAUACAUUCAAGGCCCAAAAAGGGGAGGAGAGGCACCACUGAUCUUAUUUUAAGUAUACUAGUGCACUCUUGAGUGUGAAGAUAGUUUUGGUACCUUCAUUUAAUCCAAGACCAACACUAUCAUAUUUGGAUUUACUGAACUGUAUUCCAAAUUGACUUUCCUAGAGUUUUACAUAGUCAUCCAGCUAGUUUGUGUAAUGUACCACAGAAUUUAGAUACUCCAAUCCUAACCUCAAAGAUGUAUAGAACUGUCUACCUGAAUAAUUUAAUGUGGGUUUUCAGUAUUACUUUGUAUUUGCAUACUUAAUGGGCACCCUGUGCACACACCCCUCUCCUAAUAUUUCAAUAAUAAUAAUGUGACCAACCAUAAUAUAUUGAUUUUUUUACUACUAAAAAUUAGGAAUGUUGUAAAAAUGCAUCAUUACCCAGAAAUGGAUUAAACCUGCACAGAAAUUUUGGUAAUUCUACAUAAAGUGGUUCUUCUGUAAGCUUUUUGAAAAGAAAUUCUUGUUAUCAUCUCCUCUGCUGAUAUUUCCUAUGUCUAUAGAGGUUGUGAAUUAUCUGCAUUAUACUAAGAGAAGAUUUCCCUACCCAACAGGCUAUAUAAAUGGCAUUUUCUUUUUUUAAAAAAAAAAAGCUUAUCUGAAGAGGUAACAUGUUUCUAAGAGAUCAUCCUUUUAUAUUAUAGUUGUAACUCUGCACCAUUAGUGAUUUGGGUUGCAUUCUCUAUUCAACAACUUUGUACCAACCACAAAGUUAAUCAAAUAUACUUGAAAGGGUUUGGGUUAUUGUUUUCCUUUUCUCUCUCUCUCUCUCUCUCUCUUUUUAAUCUUUUUUGUUUUCCUGAGCACUAUGGGGUUUUUUUGCUAUUUGAAAUUAACAUCCUUCAAAUAAAGAUAUCUCCAGCUUUAGCGAUCAAUUAUGCUUAUUUUGUUGAUCAAGCUAAACAAUUAACAUAUAUUAACAAGAAGAAACAUAAAUCAAACUGAUAUGGGAAAAAAGCAAUUUUUUAAAGAAAACUAUUCUGAAUGAGUUACUUUAUUAGGCACGUUGGUGACUAAAGAAAAGAGAACACUGAAUCAAUGGAAAAAAAAAUUGAAAAGAGUAUACCAACCAGAGGGCAAUACUGUAUCCAUUAAAUCACAAAUUAAUUAUUCACAGUAACUUAUACAAUUUGCACAUUAUAUAUUAUGCAAAUGAUAGAUUUCAUAAUUUUGCAUAAAAUACAAGACAAAUUAUAUAAAUUGUCACAGAUGAUGAAAAACUGAUAUAACUUUGUCUCAUUCAGACUAUUUUGAAUACAGCUGAUUUGUCCAUUAUUUUGGAGAAUGUUUGGAUCAAAACAUGGCCUACUGCAUCUAAAAUCCUCUAAACAGAGGUCCUUUAAUUAAGUUUUAUUUGUAAAACAUACCCAAAUUUUUAACACUUUGAGAAUGUAGAAAACUGCACACAUUUUAUUAUAGAAAAAGAAUUAUUUAAAAAAUAUUCUAUUUGGCACAUUUAAUUUUGACCUUUUAUGCUCACAUUUCCACAUUAUAUAACACAAAUUGUGAUAAUGAUAACGUAUUUAUUCUUAAUUUGUCUGAUGUCAUUUUGCACGUAACUAAAUAGAACGUAUCCCUCACAAUAUAAGCACUGAAAAAGAUCUAACUAUAUACAUAAAACAUUUUUGAUGUGAAAAAUCUAUCACUUAGAAAAUUAUAAUUACUGUGAGUUAUUUAAAAUAAGUACUUUAUGAAACUUUGUAAAACAAUAUAUCUCAAUAAUUCUAGACCAAAGCCAACAUUGGUUAAGAUUUAUAUGUAGUGAUAAUUGUAUAAAUAUUUUCUAUAGCUGUUUAAUUCAUAUGGAAAAUAAUAGCUUCUGUUACAUGAGGGCUUUGUAUAUUUUGAUAAAAACAUGCUAACUUUGUAAUUCUGCUUGUUCACUACA
Messenger RNA from Thamnophis sirtalis, 7377 nucleotides. RefSeq names its product zinc finger and BTB domain containing 38 (gene ZBTB38). The record is from RefSeq and is a predicted model, not a curated record. Gene Ontology annotation, cellular component: nucleus. NCBI's taxonomy places the organism in Eukaryota, Metazoa, Chordata, Lepidosauria, Squamata, Natricidae. Gene Ontology annotation, molecular function: protein binding; DNA-binding transcription factor activity, RNA polymerase II-specific. Gene Ontology annotation, biological process: regulation of transcription by RNA polymerase II.